AUGGAGUUACAGCCGACACAUCUGGAGGGCAACAGCAGCAGCGGCAGGGUGCCCAUCCAACCAAAUUGGGCUCAGGGACCAGUGCAGGUGACAGCGGCGCUACGGCCUGCCUCAGCGCUUCCCAAUUUACAGGAGCCACAGCUGGCAGCUUCUGGGCCGAAGGGUGCGGCCGAGCCAGCGGGGGUCUUUGAGCUCCAGGUCCAUUCCUUCACAACAAGCAACCCCCAGAAAUUCUGCCGCGGGGCUCAACCCUGCCACCUCUUCUUCCGUGUCUGCCUCAAGCACGCCCAAGCUGUGGUGUCCCCGGAGCCCCCCUGCACCUUCGGGGCAGCCCUGAGCAACAUCGUCCCUGCUGAUCGUAAUGUGGUGGCCACCAGUGGGCUCAUCCGCGUCCCCUUCCACUUCAAGUGGCCGGGCACCUUUUCCCUUAUUAUCGAAUCUUGGAGGGCUGAAUCAGGAGAGCCAUCCACAGAGGACGCCCAGAGGCUGGUCAGCCGUUUGGCAACCCGCCGUCGCUUGGCGGUGGGCGAGGACUGGUCGCAAGACGUGCAGCUUGGGGACCAGAGCGAGCUGCGCUACUCUUACCACGUCGCCUGUGACGAGCACUACCACGGGGAGAGCUGCUCCGCUUACUGCCGGCCACGAGAUGAUGCCUUCGGCCACUACACCUGCGAUGAGCUGGGCAGCCGGAUCUGCCUUGCGGGCUGGCAGGGCGACUAUUGCUCGGAGCGCACGUUGCAUGGAAGGACUCCUGCCACCAAAGAAGUUCGGGGGCAUAAAAAGCCAUGCAAAGUGGUGUUCAGGGGCCCCUCCUGCGACGAGUGCGUCCGCUACCCCGGCUGCCUCCACGGCACCCGCCUCCAGCCCUGGCAGUGCAACUGCCAGGAGGGCUGGGGCGGGCUCUUCUGCAACCAGGACCUCAACUACUGCACCAACCACCAUCCGUGCCAGAACGGGGCUGCCUGCACCAACACGGGCCAAGGGGGCUACACCUGCACCUGCCCGCCCGGCUUUGUGGGGACGAGCUGCGAGGUGGAGAUCAACGAGUGCGACAGUGGCCCUUGCAGGAACGGAGGCAGCUGCAGUGACCUGGAGAACGACUACAAGUGUACUUGCCCACAAGGCUUCUAUGGCAAGAACUGCGAAAUCAGCGCCAUGACCUGUGCGGACGGGCCCUGCUUCAACGGGGGGACCUGCACAGAGAAGUCCUCGGGGGGCUACGCUUGCCACUGCCCUCUGAACUACCACGGGUCCAACUGUGAGAAAAAGAUAGAUCGGUGCAGCAGCAACCCCUGUUUGAAUAGUGGCCGCUGCCUGGACCUUGGCCGGAGCGUGAUCUGCAGGUGCCGCCCCGGGUUUGCUGGCUCCCGCUGUGAGUUGAACAUAGACGACUGCGCACGCAACCCCUGUGCCAACGGAGGCACCUGCAUCGAUGGCCCCAACAGCUACUCCUGCUCCUGCACCCUGGGGUACGGGGGGAAGGACUGCAGCGUGCGCAUGGACGCUUGCAGCUCCGGCCCCUGCUUGAACAGCGGCACCUGCUACACCCACUUCUCGGGCCACGUCUGCGAGUGUUCGGCUGGCUACAUGGGCUCCAGCUGCGAGUUCAGAGUCCAGCUGCCCACGCCCGCCAGCAGCCAGUGGAUGGCCGAGGGGCCCUUCCCCACGGCCCUGGCGGUUUCCUUCGCUCUGGGGCUCUUGACGUUAGUGCUCGCGGCCUGCGCCAUCCUGGCUGUGCUUCGGCACCUGAGGCGCGGGCCCCACGCUCUGAAGAGCCGCGUCUGCAACGACCUGGCCGCUGUCAACAAUUUCAGAGAACGGGACAGCUGCCUCAUUUCUCCCGGCUGCUUUAAAGUGUCGAACAAGGAGGCCCGAUUUCAUGGCGACCAGUUCAACUGUAAGAGGAAGCUGUUGGACCAGAGUUACGAGUCCAUCUGCAAGAAGCUGGAGAAUAAACAGUCGGAGUCCAGCUGGCCUGUUGCUCCGGAGUGUGCCAAGGAUGGGGCUUACCACCCGAUCUACAUCAUUCCUGGCCAGGUGGAACCCUGCAUUUAUGCAACAGAGGAGAGCUGUCUCUGUCAAGGGGAACAGUGGGACUAUUCUGAAGGCACCAUCUCAUCAUUGGAUGAGGACAUCCUAAGCCUGUUUUAG
This is a messenger RNA of Python bivittatus (Burmese python), 2151 nucleotides long. The record is from RefSeq and is a predicted model, not a curated record. Lineage: Eukaryota; Metazoa; Chordata; Lepidosauria; Squamata; Pythonidae.